AUACCGUGCAUCCACGAGGAACUUCACAACUCUCUUGUCUCCCUGCAGGAAUUGUCACAUACACUUCCACAAAUUCAAUCACAUGUAGCUGAAAUACGACGUUUAUACGAUUCUGGUCGAGAGAAAGCCAAGACUCUCGUGACAGACCUCAGUUGGUUGAACACCGAAUGGCACGAGCGUUGGCGACUUAUCAUCUUCACGAAUCACUCCCCAGUUUCGAGGUGGUGGACUGCCACAAUGCGCGUCUUGUUUGCUGCAACUUUUAUAACAUUUGGAUGGAUUGCUUGGGUGGCAAUUGCGGGUGCCUAUACAGCUCAUAGACAAAGGCUUGUCUGGGGGGAGAGGCUGAUGUCUUAG
This is a messenger RNA of Suillus plorans, 357 nucleotides long. RefSeq lists its product as uncharacterized. The annotation marks the transcript as partial. NCBI's taxonomy places the organism in Eukaryota, Fungi, Basidiomycota, Agaricomycetes, Boletales, Suillaceae. The transcript has 2 exons. The record is from RefSeq and is a predicted model, not a curated record.